AAAUGUUAAUUAAAUGUCUAAACCUAUUUUACUAUUUGUCACGUAAUCUUUGUCGCACAUGAAUUCUCCUUCCUUAGUUGUGAUCAAUAAAUUGAUUCAUUUUCUCCCUAAAAAAUAAAAUUGAACCCCUCUUGUAAACAUCACACAAGAGUAAAUUUCAUUGAAAAAUUGAAAUGGAGAACAAAGUGCAUUGUUUGGUCUUAUCAUUUCCAGCUCAAGGUCACAUUAAUCCCAUGCUACAAUUCUCCAAGCUUUUACAACAAGAAGGAAUAAUAGUAACACUAGUCACAACCCUUUUCUUUGGCAAAAAAUUGCACAACCUACCACCUUCCGUCACACUCGAAACCAUCUCCGACGGAUUUGACAUCGGCGGGAUCGGGGAAGCAAAGAGUUUUAAGCAAUAUUUGGAUCAUUUUGCACAAGUAGGACCACAAAAUCUUGAAAAACUUAUUGACAAACUUGGUAGAACAAGUUACCCUAUUGAUUGUGUUAUUUAUGAUGCAUUCUUUCCUUGGACUCUUGAUGUUGCUAAGAGACUUGGAAUUUUUGGGGUAUCUUUCCUCACUCAAAAUGUUAGUGUUAAUAGUAUUUACUACCAUGUUCUUGUGGGAAAAUUGAGAGUUCCCCUUGAUGUGCAAGAGAUUUCACUUCCAGUGCUUCCUCAACUACAACAUAGGGACAUGCCUUCUUUUGUAUUAACUUAUGAAAAAGAUCCAACGUUUCUUGAGCUAGCAGUGGGUCAGUUUUCUAACAUUUGUAAAGCUGAUUGGAUCCUUUGCAAUUCCUUCCAUGAGCUACACCAAGAGGGAGCUGAUUGGUCAAUGAAGAUUUGGCCUAACUUCAGAACCAUAGGGCCUUCCAUACCAUCCAAGUUCUUAGACAAGCGAAUUAAAAAUGAUGAAGAUUAUGGUGCAACACAAUUCCAAAGUGAAGAAGAAUGUAUGGAAUGGCUAAAUGAUAAGCCAAAAGGAUCAGUUGUUUAUGCUUCUUUUGGUAGUUUGGCAUCACUCAAUGAAGAACAAUUAGAGGAAGUAGCUUGUGCUUUAACAGAUUGUGAAAGUUACUUCUUAUGGGUUGUUAAACCAUCCGAAGAGCCGAAACUCCGAAAAGAUUUUGAAAAAAAGACACAAAAAGGGUUUGUUGUAACAUGGUGCUCCCAAUUAAAAGUUCUAGCACAUGAAUCUAUAGGGUGUUUUGUAACACAUUGUGGUUGGAAUUCCACAUUGGAAGCUAUUAGCUUAGGAGUUCCAAUUGUUGCAAUGCCACAAUGGUCAGAUCAAUCCACCAAUGCAAAGUUUAUUGAAGAUGUUUGGAAAAUUGGAAUAAGGGUUCCAAUUGAUGAGAAACAAAUUGUGAGAAGAGAUGAAAUGAAGAAAUGUAUAUUGGAAAUAAUGGACAGUGAGAAAGGGAGAACUAUCAAGAGCAAUGCCAUGAAAUUGAAGGAUUUGGCAUCAAAUGCUGUUGGUGUUGGGGGAAGUACUCAUCAAAAUAUUACUGAAUUUGUGAAUAGUUUGUUUCAUUUUGCAAGUUACAAGCAGACAAUCACAAAUUAAUUCUUGAUCAACUGAACAUUUCUUUGUUGUUGACACAUGCAUGAUGUGGAGUGCACAAGAGCACAUAACUUUUAUUUGCAACAAUAAUUGUUAUGUAAACUAUAUAUAUAUUGGUUA
Molecule: messenger RNA, 1670 nt
Organism: Medicago truncatula (barrel medic)
Lineage: Eukaryota; Viridiplantae; Streptophyta; Magnoliopsida; Fabales; Fabaceae
Product: mogroside IE synthase
Exons: 2
Coding region: 174-1553 (459 amino acids)
Molecular function (GO): quercetin 3-O-glucosyltransferase activity; quercetin 7-O-glucosyltransferase activity
Source: RefSeq, a predicted model, not a curated record